UUUAAAAUUUCAGCAUGGAUUCCUCAAAGAUUUGUGCUCGCCAUCAUGGGUUUUUUUGCAAUUACGAAUGCAUUUACAAUGAGGUUAUGUCUGUCGGUGGCCAUUGUAUCAAUGGUAGGAAAUCGUGUUGGCAAUUCCAGUAAUUCUUCGGCACAAGUGGACCUCGACCCAAACUCGUGCCCCUACCCACCUGUCAUUGAAGGCGAAAAAAUAAUACCAGGAGAAUUUGAUUGGGACUCCGAGACAGUGGGCCUCAUCUUGGGCUCUUUUUACUGGGGUUAUAUAUUCACGCAUUUGCCGGGCGGCGUGCUUUCUGAGAAAUGGGGAGGGAAAUAUCUGCUGAGCAUCGGUAUCCUGAGUACCGCAUUUUUAACCCUGAUUUCCCCCUACGCGGCCAGGUUAGGUCCUGGUUGGUUCAUCGCCAUCAGAGUACUCAUGGGAAUGGGAGAAGGUACAACUUUCCCGGCAUUAAAUUCGCUACUGGCCCAAUGGAUUCCUGUUGAAGAACGAGGAUUCUGGGGUACUCUGGUUUUUUCUGGUGGACAAGUGGGAACCAUCGUUGGAAAUGCCCUUAGUGGCGUCUUGGUUGAAGCGUGGGGUUGGGAGAGCGCUUUCUAUUUCUUCGGAACCUGCGCCAUCGUUUGGUUCAUUAUCUUCACUCUUAUCUGCUACAGCAGACCUGACGAUCAUCCCUUUAUUAGCGAUAAGGAAUUAGAAUUCCUUCAUGAAAGACUUGGUGAUACUGUAACAAAGGAUCUUCCACCGAUUCCAUGGAAAUCCAUUAUUACGUCAGUACCCCUUUGGGGCCUUGUCGCAGCUCAGGUUGGCCACGAUUGGGGUUUCUUCACCCUGAUCACCGACCUGCCACUUUAUAUGAGUGACGUUUUGCAUUUCAGAAUAGCAAAGAAUGGACUUAUGACGUCUAUCCCCUAUAUUUUGAUGUGGAUCGUUGCUUUAUCGUCUGGAUAUCUUGCAGAUUGGCUUUUGAAGAAAAAAUAUGUUAGUGUCGUAAACGUUAGGAAAAUAUUCACCACCAUUGCGUCUUUCUUUCCUGCCGUUGGCUUGCUUGCUGCAUCUUACGCGGGAUGCAAUGAAACCGCCGUGAUGAUAAUUUUUACUCUUUUCGUUGGACUUAUGGGGACACUAAUCCCUGGCAUGAAGGUCAAUGCACUUGAUCUGAGUCCAAACUAUGCUGGCAUUUUGAUGGCAAUUAUCAACGGACUCGGCUCAUUGACAGGAAUCGCCACGCCAUAUGUGAUCGGCGUAAUUGCUAAGGACCACACUGCCCUGCAGUGGAGAACGGUUUUCUGGAUCGUGUUCGGUGUUAUGAAUGUGACCAACCUUAUUUAUGUGUUAACUGCCUCAGGAGAAGUUCAACCUUGGAAUUGGGGCGAAAACGGACGGCCUGUUGAGGAAGGUGAAAAAGAUGGUCAACGUAACGAGCCGAAGUCAUAUUGUAAUACACGUCUUUAAUAGACUGAAUUUAAUUGAUAGAAGCA
Messenger RNA from Cloeon dipterum, 1499 nucleotides. RefSeq names its product putative inorganic phosphate cotransporter. The record is from RefSeq and is a predicted model, not a curated record. Gene Ontology annotation, cellular component: plasma membrane. Gene Ontology annotation, molecular function: transmembrane transporter activity. The transcript is spliced from 8 exons. NCBI's taxonomy places the organism in Eukaryota, Metazoa, Arthropoda, Insecta, Ephemeroptera, Baetidae. The annotation marks the transcript as partial. Gene Ontology annotation, biological process: transmembrane transport; monoatomic anion transport.